Alligator mississippiensis (American alligator) is the source of this 3497-nucleotide messenger RNA. RefSeq names its product RWD domain containing 2A (gene RWDD2A). NCBI's taxonomy places the organism in Eukaryota, Metazoa, Chordata, Crocodylia, Alligatoridae. The record is from RefSeq and is a predicted model, not a curated record. Gene Ontology annotation, molecular function: protein binding. The coding region runs from base 2323 to 3138 and encodes 271 amino acids. The transcript has 4 exons.
GGCUUGCUAUACAUUUCAUCACAUCAGCAAGUUUAACCUGUUACGUAGCUAUAUUAGGCAGACGCCCACUGAGGUGUGGGUGCUUGCUUUGCGAAUGAUUGCCAAGCACCACUUUCUGCGCAGAAAUAAAGAUUAAGUUGGAUCAUUCAACCCUGUGUGUUUAUUGGCACAAGCGCACCGGGCACGAACUCGCCAUUGUUUGGGGACAACAAUUUCUGGCGACCCAGAUGGGACCCUAGCUGACUGCCUUGCCCGGUCCACCUCUUCGGCUCCGGCAACAACUGUGGAUGGCGCGAGGGCCAGGCGCCACCGACCUUAUUCGUCGGAGGUCUGACCGUCUCCUGGUUGCCUGACGGAGUCGGGGAGGGGCACAACGGCGCAACGCUCGAAGGACCAACUUAAUCAGGUGGGGCGAGGGAGGUUUCAACGGACUGGUAUGUCCAGGAACGACUUCCACUCCCUCUAGAUACACCAGUCCACAAGUUCCAGAUCGGAGACAAGGUACUGGUCCGGACGUGGAAAGACGAGCCGCUUCAGCCCAGGUGGAAGGGACCGUAUCCUGUGAUUCUUACUACUCACGCUGCAGUGAAGGUUCAGGGGGUAAAACCGUGAAUACACUACACCCAGGUGAAGGCCACACCAGAAGUACCACCUGCAGGAGAAGUUGCUGAGAGUGUCGCACCGGAAGCCGACACAAACGGACACCGUUGGACAGCAGAACUAGUAGAAGGACUCAAAUUUCACUCAUUUUUGUUUGGCAGGUGGAAUAUCGGUUGAUGAUAUUUUCACGUCAUGCCUUAUAGGGGUGCCCACUCCAAUGGAAGCACUCCAGAAUACAUAAGUGUUACAUGGUGUUACCUCCCCUGGUAACACCAGCUGUGCCAAUUUUGUGAACUGUACCCAAGCUUGCAAAAGCCUAACCAAAGAAACGAAAAUUUUCAAUUGCUCAGACACGACUAAUGUAUCUUGCAACUAUGUUCAUGUUAUAUUACCCCGGGGGUGGUUCCUCCUUUGUGGGAAGACUGCCUAUUCAUAUAUCCCAUCCAAUGCCACAGGAGGCCCUUGUGCUCUAGGCCGGUUGACUGUCUGGCUACCAGGUAUGCCUAAGAUCUCUAGUAAGCGUCACCAGAGAGGUUUGAAGGUGCUAGAUAAAUCCUGUGAUAGUGACAUAAACCUCCUGAGUGAGGCCGAGGUAGUGUCCUUAGCAGUUUUCCUAGUAGGGGUGCCAGGCCUAGUAGUGGAUGCUGAGAGGCAGCUUGGUAAGGUGGCCUGUGCCCUGGCAAAGGGCCUAAAUACAACUUCACAGGCUCUAGCUGCCCUCAAUAUUGAAAUGAAAGAACUAAGAGGAGCUACUCUGCAAAAUAGAGCAGCCAUAGAUUAACUGUCGCUGAGGCAUAACCACGGAUGAAGAGUUCGAGGGAAUGUGUUGUUUUAAUUUUGACAGAUAGCUCCGAGUUGAUAGAGUCAAAAGUGCAGAAGUUAAAAAAAAAAAAAAAAAUUCUGUCCCACAUUAAGCAAGGGGAAGGGUUCAACUUCUCAUGACUUACUUCUUGGCUUCCUAAUUUUUCAUGGCUUAAGCAAAUUUUCCUAUUAAUUGUGGCAAGUAUGUGUAUUUUCUUGAUGAUCUGUUGUGGGAUACAGUGUGCGCCAAUGUGUUGUGAGAUACUCAAGAAAUCAAUUUCUUCCCCAGUUCACCGCGUGAUGUUUGUAAAAUCAUCAGUUACAAACCCGAUCCAAAACAAUCGGGAGGAAGCAAAAAGAUUUCUGGAGAUGAGACAGAUAGUCGAGAACUAUGGGCCUUUUCCAUAAGGGCCAUAGUCUCGAAGUGGGGAUUUGAUGGGUACCCCUGAAAUUUCACUAUGCAUUUUCUACUUCGGGAACAGCUUUGUAUGUUUUGAAAAGUAUUUUAUCUAACCAAGGGCAUAGAGUAGGUUGUUUAGGCUGGGGGAGAUCGCUUGUUGCUUAGUUGCUUAAUUGCUGGCCUCGCUAGAAGGAAAGCUGUAUCAACAAAGUCCGGAGCUAGAAGGGGGGUUACUUGGGGGGGAGCUGGAAGGGGGGUUACUUGCUGGGCUUGCUAUACAUUUUGUCACAUCAGCAAGUUUAACCUGUUACGUAGCUAUAUAAGGCAGACGCCCACUGAGGUGUGGGUGCUUGCUUUGCGAAUGAUUGCCAAGCACCACUUUCUGCGCAGAAAUAAAGAUUAAGUUGGAUCCUUCAACCCUGUGUGUUUAUUGGCACAAGCGCACCAGGCACGAACUCACCAUUGUUUGGGGACAACAUGAGGGCGCGGCGAGCCGUGUCUAGGUUUAUAGUUGCAACAUAAUGGCUGUCUCCAUAAAAGAAUGCCUUGAGCUUCAGCUGUUGGAGAUGGAAAUGCUUUUUUCAAUGUUUCCUAAUAAAGGAGAAAUAAACCUUCGGGACCAAAAUGCUCUUACCUGCAUACAGCUCUAUUUGAAGAAGACAAAGGAAGAGCUACCACCUCAAAUUGACUAUUCGGUUUCUGUUAACAUAGACGAGCCAAAGGUAAAAGUAGAUUUGCAGGUAAUCUUGCCUCACACGUACCCUUAUUCUGCACCACAGCUGUUUGCAAGAUCAAAUGCACUAGACAGAAAGCAACAACUGCAGCUUAACAAGCAUCUCACUUCUCAUGUCAGUUCUUUGAAUACAGGAGAAUUGUGCAUAUGUACAGCUCUGCAGUGGAUUCAAGACAAUACCACACCUUACUUCCAAAAAAGAAAGGUCUCUUCUGAAGCAGCUCCAAAAGAAAAGGCACUUAGAAGAACAUUUCAUAGAAUGUGGAUCUAUAGCCUUCAUAUAUAUAGGCAGGAACUGAGAAAGAAGAUUUUUGAUUGUGCAAAGCAGUUAAAUCUGACUGGUUUUUGCCUGACAGGAAAACCUGGUAUCAUCUGUGUGGAGGGGAUAAAAGAAAACUGUGAGGAGUUCUGGCAUGUUAUUAGAUAUCCCAACUGGAAACACAUUUCAUGCAAGCAUGUCGAGAACAUAGAAACUCAGGGUAAUGGGGAUAACCUUAGACUCUUCACUACUUUUGAAGAUUUACAGUUUCAAGCACAUGGUGAUUAUGGACUGAGGAAUGACUAUCACAUGGAUCUUGGCCAAUUCCUAGAAUUCCUGAAAUGACAUCAAAGUGAACAUGUUUUUCAGAUACUAUUUGGUGUUGAAGGCAAACAGACAACUAAAUCUAGUUCCAUGAACAGUUUUAAUGUUGUGCAGCUUAAUAUAAAAAUAAUUGUUAAUGUCCUCCAUAGAUAUACUGUAAUAAAAGUCAAUACACUGUGUUUUGCAACCAUUAACAAUAAAGGACCUGUGUAACAUAGGGAAAGCACAGUGUAUUUUUCCAUCUGUUCUAAACACCUCAUAACACUUCUGAAGUGCACAAGCUAGCGUAUCUAAUGCUAUAUGUCAUCAUUUCCCACCUUUUCCAUCCCAUGGCACACUUACAUGAAUAAAAAAACAUUGCAGCACACUGGAUGCAGAGC